This is a messenger RNA of Micromonas commoda, 762 nucleotides long. RefSeq lists its product with no specific name. The record is from RefSeq and is a predicted model, not a curated record. NCBI's taxonomy places the organism in Eukaryota, Viridiplantae, Chlorophyta, Mamiellophyceae, Mamiellales, Mamiellaceae. Bases 1 to 762 code for a protein of 253 amino acids. The transcript has 2 exons.
AUGGCGGCGAACCGGGUGUUCGCCUACCUCGGCGCCGGCUUCACCGGCUCCUUCCUGUACGAUAACCUGGACGACGUGACCCGCGUCGGCGGAGGUUUCCUCCGCGCGCUGGCGCGGCAGCAACACGACGCCCCGCCCGCCGCCGUCGCCGACCCCUCCAUCCGCGAACUGCAGCUGCAAAUCGCCGCGCUCGCCUCGCAGCUCUCGUCGCAUGCGCCCCUCUCCCAACAUCGCGCCCCGCUCGCGCCGACCAACUCCUCCCACGGCGCGGUGGCGACCGUCACGGCGACCGCGGGCGUCGCCUGCGUCUACCUCGCGGCGUCCGGCGUCGCGCUGAGCGACCUCGCGUGGGUCACGCGCGGCGCGUUUCGUCGCGCGUCCAAGGCUCUCGCGACGGGAGUCAAAGAUCUGUCAACCGCGCUGCAGCGGGUUCGCGAGGAGACGAAGCUGAGGCUCGACCGACUCGCCGCGAGGCUCGACGACGUCGACGAGUGCGUCAAGCGCACGGAGACGAUCGCCGAGAAGCUCGGCGAGGACAUCGCGCAGUUGCACGCCAAGGUGGACAGGGUCCACGCCGCGCAGGGCGUGACCAACGCGGGGGUACGGCUCCUCUGCGCGGCGGCGACAGCCGCCGACCCCGACGCGAACGAGAUCGAUCGACGCCGCGGCUCCGCUCGGAAGCUGGCGUCCGGAAGCGAGAGGGACCUCGACGAGGACCUCGUCGCGAUCGAGACGACCCUGCGCGCCCUCGCCGCGCCUUGA